Nilaparvata lugens (brown planthopper) is the source of this 1117-nucleotide messenger RNA. Its product is annotated as ABC transporter G family member 23-like. The record is from RefSeq and is a predicted model, not a curated record. Gene Ontology annotation, molecular function: ATP hydrolysis activity; ATP binding. NCBI's taxonomy places the organism in Eukaryota, Metazoa, Arthropoda, Insecta, Hemiptera, Delphacidae.
AACGAGGUGCCCUGACCAUAGACAGUGCCUAUAAGCGCUAUGGAGUCAACAACGUUGUGCUUAAGGGACUCAACAUGAAUGUGCCACAAGGAGCCAUUUAUGGACUUCUAGGACCCAGCGGUUGCGGCAAAACAACGCUUUUGAAUUGUAUAGUUGGAAGAAUGAAUCUGGACUCUGGUCAAAUCCGUAUGCAGGCAAAGAAGAAGAGUGAUGUUGGAUACAUGCCACAGGAUGUGGCACUCUACUAUUUGACAAUAAAGGAGACAUUCAAUUACUAUGGUGGCAUGUAUGGUAUGACUAUGGAAGAGGUUGACAACAGAUCAGAGGAAGUCAUAAAACUGCUUGAACUGCAUCUGAUGAACAGUAUUGUGGACACAUUGAGUGGUGGUCAACAGAGGAGGGUUUCAUUUGGAGCUCUUCUCCAUGAUCCACAGCUAUUGAUUCUCGAUGAACCAACAGUUGGACUAGAUCCUCUACUAAGCCAAAGCAUAUGGGACCUGAUGAAAUUGGCGGGUCAUCACAAGAAGAGUAUCAUUAUUACAACACAUUAUAUUGAAGAGGCGAGGAAUGCAAACAUUGUGGGUAUGAUGAGAGGUGGCUGCCUAUUGGCUGGCUCUCCACUGCAGCUGAUGUCCACCCAUGGUGCAGCCACGCUGGAGCAGGCUUUCCUCAGUCUCUGUCAGAACAGUACAGCUCGUCAGAGGAUGAGCUACAAAAUGAUGAUGUUUCUGUUCGGACUACCCCUACUCCAAUGCACUCUGUACAACCUGGCCAUAGGGAGGGAUCCGGAAGGGCUGAAGGUGGCCAUUGUCAAUGGAGAACUGAAACACGGCCUCAAAGACUGCGCGCAAUACCCACUCACUGGAUGCAACCUCGAUCUACCGCUCAGCUGUCGAUACAUCAAUCAAAUCAAAAUGAAAACUAUAAAUCUUGUGAGUAGAUUACCCAGCCAAUUUUUCUCUAUUAUUAAAUCUCUCUUUUUUUUGUUUGUCUUAUAGAUGUUCCACUGCUUAGUUUGCAUAUUUACUCAUGGUUUGAGCUGAUUGAAUUAUGAAUAGGAUAGAUACCAUAGAUUGCUUGAUCAGAAAUAAAAAGAAUAUUUUACAAUCCACCAUAU